AGGGCGAUUAGUCACAGUUGGAUUGGUUAGCACCGCGGACAUGGAUGAGACAGACCUCUCGCUCUUUGGUUCCAAGAACAAGCACAAGAAAGACAAGGCCGAUGCAACGCUACACGCCAAGACGCCCACCUCCGAGUUGGACCUCAAGCGCAUCAUCAUCUCGCGGCCCACCUCAGAUGACACCUACGAGAACUGUCCCCGCACCGGAGUUGCCAUAAUCCUCAACCACAAGGACGUCAGGGGGCAAAAGCAGCGCGUGGGCACCGAGCGGGAUCGCGAUGACAUGAAGCUAUCGCUGCUCGGCUUCGGAUUCGAUGUGCGUUCCUAUGACGAUCUGACCUUUGCCGAGAUCAACGACUUGCUUAAGAAGGUGGCUAGUGAGGAUCACAGUCAAAACGAUUGUUUCGCCUUGGUUGUUAUGUCACACGGCUCAGAGGGCAAGGUCUAUGCCAAGGACAUGUCUUAUCCCGUGGAGCGUUUGUGGAAUCCCUUCCUGGGGGACAGCUGCAAAUCACUGGUGAACAAACCGAAACUCUUCUUCAUACAAGCAUGUCGCGGCGAGAACCUGGAGAAGGCCGUAGAGUUCACCACCUUCUCGGUGAUGACCAGGGAUCUGGGUCCACCUGCUCCGCCGGUCGUUCAACCUGUGACCUAUGCGAUUCCCAGCACCGCGGACAUGCUCGUCUUCUACUCCACCUUUGACAAAUUCUUCUCGUUUCGUAAUGUGGACGAUGGCUCCUGGUUCAUCCAGAGCUUGUGCAGGGUUUUGGAUCUAGCUGCCAACAACGAGGCCAAGGAACCUGAGGGCAUGGAACUGCUGCGUCUGCUGACCGCAGUGAAUCGUAAGGUUGCCUACGAGUAUCAAUCGAACACGAAGAACGAGGCGCUCAACCAAAUGAAGGAGAUGCCCAACUUUAUGUCUACGCUCACCAAGACCUUCUACUUGCGCGUUAAGCCAAAGACAUAAAGAAAGAACUUCUGAGUCAGCCCCCAAGAGAGUGAGCGAAAGAGAGAGAGUGAGAAGAAGCAGGAGAGAGAGUGAAAAUUAAUAGAAGAAAAAAAAACGAUUUGUGUUAAUAAUAUUGUUUGCCAUUUGUAUCUGUAUCUGUAUCUGUAUCUAAGUAUAUACAAACUCGUAUCUGUA
Messenger RNA from Drosophila sulfurigaster albostrigata, 1144 nucleotides. It is a transcript of the gene Decay, whose product is annotated as caspase-3. NCBI's taxonomy places the organism in Eukaryota, Metazoa, Arthropoda, Insecta, Diptera, Drosophilidae. The record is from RefSeq and is a predicted model, not a curated record. Bases 41 to 967 code for a protein of 308 amino acids. Gene Ontology annotation, biological process: proteolysis; apoptotic process. The transcript has 4 exons. Gene Ontology annotation, cellular component: cytoplasm.